Messenger RNA from Periconia digitata, 1485 nucleotides. NCBI's taxonomy places the organism in Eukaryota, Fungi, Ascomycota, Dothideomycetes, Pleosporales, Periconiaceae. The record is from the annotation of a GenBank genome assembly.
UCGCCAGCCGCCUGUGAAAAGUGCCAUGUCACGUGUGCGGCCCGCUGCUGCUGGUGCCUGACAUUCACAUGCACGCGUGCAUGCAUGCAUACAUGGAGCGCCCCAUAUGUUUUUUGUGGCGGGGUAGCUAAGCACACACCGAGAGGCGUGGCGUGGAGGGGCGCAACGCGCCAUCAUUCAGCAACGCCCCCCGCGAGCUGUACACGCACGAUCGAUAUCAUCAUUAUGGGCAUAGAUUCAGCGAAUGCCUAUUUCCCGUUCCUUCAGCUCCCGCGGGAACUGCGUGACCAGAUAUACAACUACGUCUUUUCCAUUCCGGACAGCCGCGGCGAUCGCGCCCUCCGAAUCGAACGUCGCCAUCUCAAGCAUUUCAAGCCUUCCGUGUCGUCCAUCAUUCUCGUUCUGCACCACGAGUAUUUCCUCUUGAACCGUCAAGUGUGUCGCGAAGCACUCGAGGUGCUGUUCAAAAACCAUUCCAUAUUCCUUAGCGGGGGACCUUAUGUGCUCAAACAGCUGCUCGCGCGCAUCGAACACAAGGGCGGCCCCUUCAAACAGUACUUGAGAUGGAUCAAGCAGAUCGAGCUCGAUUGGGUCACCUUUCCAAACUUGCGCGCCUACCCCCCGGAAAGGAGUGAAGGGAGGGAUGAGUGGUGGUGGGAAGCCGACAACCACGAAGUCGACGUUGACUACAUACGGGGGGCGCAGUACAGUGGAUACUACGAUGAGCACGACUAUGAAGGCGGUUACUAUGAUGAUAAUUUCUAUGAGGCUGAAGAUGAAUCACUGUACCCGAACUGGCCUGAACCUGCGUCGAGGCCGGGGCCCUCGGCGGGUGACGUUUUUGGCUUCUCCUCGCUGUACCCUUUUACCGAUCCCUCGAGAGAGCCAGAUUAUGAUGUCGCGGCAACAAAUGACAUAGAAACUAAACUCGAUCUCCUCAUCUCCAUGGAAGUUACGCCGCUCUUCGAUUACCUUGCGACACCCACAUUCACCAUAUCCAGCAUUGCCCUCCCACUUUACUUCAUUUCCAAACAAUCUUAUCAUGGACGCAACAUCUCACGCCCAGGAUACGCUCUGCCGCUCAAGAUCAGAUAUUGGGUUCAAGUCUGCGUCCAUGCUCUACUCAUGCUACACAACUCUUCGACUUCCUUAUCAUCAUCGCCCAAUCUUCAGGAAGUCCGCAUUAAAUACAUGCCAUGGGAUAUAUGGGCCUCAAUGGACCCUACUGAUGACCUCUCGCGCAUGGUAGACAAGGGCAUAUGGUUUCGACCUGGCGAGGAUCAUAACAACGAAAGAGAACGGGAAGGGGAGGCGUUCCGCGCGGUGUGGGCGACCCUACAGGACACAUAUGGUCUCUGCAAGGGCAAGGAUCGGAUGGGUCUCCGCGCCGAUAUAAGAUUUGUGAAGUGGGAGGGUGAUUUGGAUAAGUGGCGUGUUGGGGAUGAGCUGGAAGUUGUAUUUACAAAGUCGGGGACAAUCUCUUGA